This is a messenger RNA of Tetranychus urticae (two-spotted spider mite), 1507 nucleotides long. Its product is annotated as putative palmitoyltransferase ZDHHC24. Lineage: Eukaryota; Metazoa; Arthropoda; Arachnida; Trombidiformes; Tetranychidae. The record is from RefSeq and is a predicted model, not a curated record. Gene Ontology annotation, molecular function: palmitoyltransferase activity.
UAUAUUGGAAGUUGAUUUUAAAAACAAAAAGAUAUUGUUCUUUGGUUAAUUAGCAUAAAUAUCAUCGAACAUUGAUUAAAAUUGAUUCAUAGUUGCCUUUUCCUUAAUGAUAGCUCAGCAUAUCAUCUAUACUAUCUUCUAUCCUGAUCGACACAAUCCAUUGUUUCUUUUCCUAAUGUGAUCACCUCAUUGAAGCUUAUCGAUUUUCUCGACUUGGUCCUAUCCAGAUACACAACUACAAUCAGUUAUUUUUUUCAUUUUAUACUUUGCAUUUGUGUUGAUUGUUAUUACUAUGUAACAAUAUUUGUUUUGAAUUUUCUCUUGGAUGUAAGCUGUUUUAAAAGUACAAGUCAAUGAAGAUUAAAAGUAAAUCACGGAAAAAUGAUUCUUCAUUUGCUGGACUGUCAUCGCCUUUACCAGGUUCUUACGCAGCAACCUCUAAAGCGAUCUCUGGACCAGUUCAGUAUAAAAGUCGUAAUUGGGAUGAUUUGGCCUUUGUAUUCUUCUUUGUAGCAGUACUUGGUACCUUCAUCUUCGAAACGUCCAUUGUUGUACCUAAAAUUUACUCAAAAGAUUUCCAUUCAUCAGCUGGACCAGUUAUUCAUUAUAUUACUGGAUUUUUCAUUUUGCACAAUAUUUUAGGCAAUUUUGUACAAAUUAUUCGUCACCAAAGCACCAUUAAAGGAAAAUUGUUGCUAUUCAGCAAUCAGCCAUCAUCAUCCUUCUCAUCAAAAACAUCUUCAGCAAACAAUCAGCGCUACUGUUUUACCUGUGAAACUUACUUACCACCAAGAUCAUACCACUGUUCAUCUUGCGGUGUCUGUAUUCUUAAACGAGACCAUCAUUGUACCUUUGCUCGAGCUUGUAUUGGUUAUGACAAUUAUCGUUAUUUCCUUGCGUUAAUAUUUUACAUUUCCAUUGGAUCUUUAUAUGUAUCGAUUUUGAACAUGUUUUUCAUUUGGGAUCUUCUUGGUGGUUUUACAUUUUACAACUUUAUGUCUCAUACUUUUCCGUUUAUCUUUUGGCUUUUCGGUCUACUCCACUGGUACUCAACAAUGUGCUGUUUAAUUUCAAUCAUCAAUAUCGCAGCUUUUCUAUUUACCACCGGUCUUGUUUUCUACCACGGCUCAAUGGUCAUAGCCAAUCAAACUGUACAUGAAAGGGCUAAAUCAAUCACAGAUUUCGAUCUUGGUAAUUGGAGAUCAAAUGUUGAACAAACUUUCGGCUCGAGAUGGAUAUUAACCUUUAUUUCGCCCAUAAUUUACUCAAAACUGCCUGGUAAUGGAAAAGACUUCCCGUCUAAAAGAGAUUACAAUCUUAAUUCACCAAAAACAAAAUAAUUAAUAGGACUAUAAAAUUAUACAAUAACUUAAUCUUAAACUUAAAACUAGUCGAUUAAUAGUUUGACUCUUUCUUAUUUAUUUUUUGUGUAUCAAACUUAUCUUAAAUUAUUCAUCACCUGUCAAUAAUCAUGAUAUCAUUUUACAAAUAAAACUUGAUGAAUUAU